Messenger RNA from Tarenaya hassleriana, 527 nucleotides. RefSeq names its product CLAVATA3/ESR (CLE)-related protein 4-like. Gene Ontology annotation, molecular function: receptor serine/threonine kinase binding. The record is from RefSeq and is a predicted model, not a curated record. The transcript has a single exon. Lineage: Eukaryota; Viridiplantae; Streptophyta; Magnoliopsida; Brassicales; Cleomaceae. Gene Ontology annotation, biological process: cell-cell signaling involved in cell fate commitment. Bases 78 to 323 code for a protein of 81 amino acids.
CACUCCAAAAAUCUAGCUGUUGUAAGAAGAAUUAGCCGAAUUGGAUAUCGCCAGUCUCUAAUAUACCUGAAAUUAAUAUGGCAAGUUUCAAAUUCUGGAUUUUCCUCACCUUGCUUUUACUCGAAAUCUCGGUGCAUCAAUGUCGUCCUCUGCUUGUUCAAGGGAGCCGGUCGGAUUCGGCGAGUAUGAGAAAGAUGCUGAGGGCACUUAUUGAGAGAUCCGAAGAGCUGAAGGUGGAACCUGAUGGUGAAGACAACGUUCUAUCCAACAAUUCAGAUUCGAAGAGGCUCAGCCCGGGCGGACCGGACCCUAGGCAUCACUGAAUAUAUAUAUAUAUAUAUAUAUAUAUAUAUAUAGUUUGAUAUAUAUGACCAACGAGGUUUCAGGCCUUCUAAAAAACAUUGUACGAGAGCCUUUGCAUGCAUGCAUGCAUAAAAAAAAAACUUUCCUUGGUGUAACUCUUUGGUUACCAUCUUAAUUUUAAGUUUUAACACAUAAUUUGUAUGUCUCUUGUUAAUCGAUCAACU